AUGAUCUUGAUGCUGGUAGCGUACUUGGAUAGAAGCAAUAUAGGCAAUGCCAAAGUCUUCGGGCUGGUGGAAGGACUUCAUCUUCAUGGCAACCAGUUCAACAACAUAAGCACGGUCUUCUACGCGACAUACGUGGUGUUCGAAGUUCCUUGGGUCAUUGCUGUCAAACGAUUUGGUGCUAAUCGAGUCCUGGCCGUUGCGCUCGUCUGCUGGUCGGUCGUCACCUUGUGUACUGGCUUUAUCCACAACUACGCUCAAGCUCUUGCUAUGCGACUACUCCUCGGUGCUGCAGAGGCUGGCCUUUUUCCCUCGUUAGCGUUCUGUGCGAAACGGAUUUGUCUACUCUACAUGUCCGCUGCUCUAAGCGGUGCCUUCGGAGGAAUGAUCGCAUACGGAGUCGAGACAAUGGGAAACCAACUUGGACUCGCUGCUUGGAGAUGGCUUUUCAUCAUCGAGGGGGCCGUCUCUGUGGCUCUUUGCAGUGCAGCUUGGUUCACGCUACCAAGGUCCUCCGAGCAGGCGUGGUUCUUGACUCCAGAGGAGAAAGCGAUCAUGCAAGCACGAAGAGCACGAAACGUUGCAUACCAAGGCAGUACCGACUCGUUCAAGUCACACCAUAUUGUUCAGGCUUUUACAGAUCCCCAGGUCUAUCUCGCGGCCAUCUUACAAUUUGGCAACACAGUCUCACAAUUCGGUUUCAGCACCUUCCUCCCAACCCUGCUGACCGGCUUCGGAUACACCAGCCUACAGGCAAACUACGUCUCCAUUCCUUGCUAUGUCGUGGCGGCAAUCUCACUGUUUACCUGGGCAUCCAUCUCCGACCGUCUUGGGAAGCGAGCCUUGAUCAGCUUUGUCUGCUGUCUGCCACGCGUUCUCGGCUACGCCAUUGUGGCGGGCACAGCGAACAAAGCCGCCGGGUACUUUGCAAUGUACAUGUGCGCUGCUGGUAUCUAUCCGUACAACGAGGUGUUGACGACGUGGGUUUCAAACAACAUUACUCCAGACUACAAGCGUUCGGCAGCCUUACCCCUAUUUGUCUGCCUGGCCAACAUCAGUGGCAUUGUGGCCAGUCAGAUCUAUCCCGCUUCGGAUGCACCGCGCUAUAUCACCGACAAUGCGACCUCACUUGCACCAGAGAGCUUAUCUUGCGUCGGUGUCGGCCUGCUCUGGUUGCUGUUGAAGAGGAGGAAUCAACGAAAGUCGAUGGAACAAACAAGUGAGGGUGGUCUACACGAAUAUUUGGACGACGAUCGUGGACCGAACUUCGAGUAUGCCUUGUGA
Molecule: messenger RNA, 1281 nt
Organism: Zasmidium cellare ATCC 36951
Lineage: Eukaryota; Fungi; Ascomycota; Dothideomycetes; Mycosphaerellales; Mycosphaerellaceae
Exons: 4
Coding region: 1-1281 (426 amino acids)
Biological process (GO): transmembrane transport
Cellular component (GO): membrane
Molecular function (GO): transmembrane transporter activity
Source: RefSeq, a predicted model, not a curated record